Messenger RNA from Ectocarpus siliculosus, 8964 nucleotides. The record is from the annotation of a GenBank genome assembly. NCBI's taxonomy places the organism in Eukaryota, Phaeophyceae, Ectocarpales, Ectocarpaceae.
AUGGCGGUGUCGGAGCAGCUUGCUUCGUUCUCGUCGGACUUCGAGUCCAAGAUCUUGCGACCAGUGCGCGAGAAGCGCGCGGCAGGGGAUGAGAUACUGGCGAUCCAGCCCGUUGCCCCGGGGGUUGUACGCGAUCCUGAGUGGGAAGGUGUGGUGGACGGCGAAGUGUGCGGCCUUGGGCCGCUCGCGGAGAGUGUUCGAACAUUCCUGCACUGGGUGCCCAUAAAGCUGGAGAUGAAGGACGCGCUUCGGCUUUGCGUCAGCUGCGCCGAUGCGCUUGCACAGGAGGGAGAGUUCAACUGCGCGCGGAAGUUUUACACCUUCGUAGUCGACAGCUGCGAAGGGAUCAGGCGCGAGCGAACCGCCUUGAUUCCUCCGGUCGCUGAAGGAGCCACUCCCAAGACGGAAUCAACAUGUCUAGCUCAAGAUGAGGCGUCCUGGAUGGCACGGGCGGAAUUUGGCGCUGCGUCCAUGGAACUGCGCGUGGAGUUGACAAGGGACCCCCACGUGCAGUUUGCAGCAACGCUCACGAAAGUCACAACUCACUUGCGAAGAAUUCAGAGCGCGAUGCGGUUGAUGCUCAACAGGCCCAAGGAUGAGCACGAUGCUGUGUCGUGGGUGGUGCUUGAAGGAUGCGUUAUCCUGUUCGACUGGUGCGAGCCGUUGUCCGCUUUGGGCCACGGUGGUGAGGUCGUGGAGUUCCUGGCGUGGAGCACAAUCGCGAUGGAAUCCAUGGUCAGCCUAAGCACAGUGAAGCAUCUCCCAUGGCGGACCCGGCUGGCAGUGGCAACAUGCUACGCCUUCGAAGACUCUGGAAAACCUGCAGCUGCGACAAAGUGCGCCGCCCACGCAUUACAAAAGGUCAGGGAACUUCGUCGUCAGGAGGGGAUGGACCCACCUAUCCCCCCCAAUGUAACGGAAACCCUCGAUGUCGCGGAGAGUGACCUGACGCUACUGACGUUUAAGUACGCCACCCUGGCCACCGCGGCUGCCAAACGACCACCGUCGUCGGCAGUCGGGGAAACUAGUGAAGGCGGUGAUAACGUCGGCGGAACCGGGGACGAAAACGUGGAGGGAGGGCUAUGCGAGGAGGACCUCAGCGGACUGCUAGACGAGCAUAUCCCCGAUGUAUCGAAACGACCAGCGGCUUUGCUGGAACUCAUCGGGUCCGGCGACCGACGCUCUUCGGUCAAUGGAAGUGCUGGAUCGCUGACCGCUAGUGAGUCUUCCUUGGCGUGUAAACUCGCCGUGUCGCUCUUGCUGCCGCCUGCUCCCGAGGGGGGGGAGGGUGGAGAGGAAGUGACGAAUGACGCGGAGGGCGGUCUCAAGAAGGAUGAACUGCUCACGGGCGAGGAGAAUGAGAGUACUGACAACGGUAGCGAUGAGACAUUCCCGCUCCAUAUCGACCAAGAGAUGCAGCUUAUGCGCGAGAUGUAUCAACUUGGCGAAUUCCAGGCGUGGGAGGCGAUGCUACCGUCGACAAAGCAGCGCCUGCGACAAGCCUCGCUGGGAUCCCUCGGGCGGAAUGAGUGUCGGGCAUUCUGGUUCGAAAUCGCUCUUUGGACCAGCUGCAAGCGCCUGAAGACGUGGAGAGACAAGCCGGAGCCACCGAAACCAGCCGAGAAGGGAGGCCUCAAGCGGACGCCACCGGCGAGUAGAGAGGGCUCGUCGAAACCGAUAUCGUCCACCCAAACGGCAAACGAGUGUUCAUCGGAUUCUGUUUCCCGCGACAGUGGAGACUGCAGCGAAAAGGAACGAGCAGGUUCAGGCGCUUCUCUGGCCUUACCCGCUGCUGCUGAAGGAGGAAGCGGUCGUGGGAUAUCGAAAGGGGCGGUGGUUAUGAGUGUGGAGGAGGAGCUGCGAGAGCCCCUGAAGGCAACCCGACCGGCCGAGGUCGUAGAAGUUGCCCUGGGAAGACAUGGCACUGUCGGCGUCAGAGUCAACCUUACACCGAUGCUAACGGUGGUGGGCCUCCUCCGCAAGGCGUUGGUCGGUCAUUACCGCCAUCUCCUAGAAAGUCGAGGAGAGGCUCUCCUUGACGCGACGAUGUCGCUUUGGGAGCCCUACGUGGCCAGCAUCCUGGAGGGGCUGGACGACUUGCCGGGGGGAGCCGAGAUCGACUUGCCUCUCAUGGAUGCGCUUCUGCUCUCGCUGGAAACGAUAAGCGCCUGCCUGUCGGCGUUAAACGCGGAUGAUGAGUCCCUACGGGCCACUGUCGCUCUGCGACUUGCGAUCCUGCAGGCCGAUUUCCGAGGGGACCGUCGAAAGGCCUGUCAGACACUACGGAGUGCCCUGGCGAGUAUCGAUAAGCACCGCAAGGGCGUUAUCUGCAACCAUCUACAUCAUGCGACGACCACCGAGGACACCAACGGCAACCGCAGCAGCAGCAACAUGAGAAGCAACAGCAGCCGUAGAAGCAGCGCACUAACGAGGGCCUCCGUGACCGCUUCGUUUCACAACGAGGCGGAGUCUAUCAAUACCACACGUGGAAACAGCGGUGAUGGUGGCGGUAAUGCCCGAGGAGAUUGGGAGGUGGAGGCGGACAUGGGGUUCCAGGAACUGUCAGCGCUACAGCUGGAUAUUACAAGCACUCUGUUUCGAGUCGAGCUCUUGAUGGGUCGAGACACCGCUUGUCAGCUGGCAAAGCACAAGAAGGCCGAGGCAGCCGCCAGGCUUGCGGCGCACAGAAACGCGUCGAAACGAAAACGGUCUCCCAACAAAACCUCUAAGGUUACUUUCGGCGACUCGGAUGGGAGGCUCGACACCCUGGCAGGGUCGCUGGCUGCAGGCUGGUCGGUCGUGCUUCCUGUAGACGUAGGAGGCCCGGGAAAUGGGAGCGGCGGUAGUACCGGGGGCGUCACGAAAGCAUUGACAGGCACGAACGCCAUUGUGUGCGCGGCUGGGGCGGGGCCGUUGCUCACCAAGGCUGCCGCAGCUCUCGAGGGGGCCAAGCAGGGCGGCGAGAUUUGUCUCACCCCGGCGGCGCCGGCCACCACCAAGGGGAAGGACGGCCUGGGACCAUGGAAGGGCGACGAGCAUCAGCAUGGGAAGGCAGCAGGAAGCAAAGACGGACGCGGGGUAGACGGCGGCGACCACGCGGUGGAAACAACCCUUAAGUUGUCCAACGCCACUUCUACUACUGCGGCGAUGUCUCGGCACGCCGCAAGACCGCCAGCGAAAGCGCGAAGGGUAGUCAAAGUAUGCGUCUAUGGUAAGCCCGAGGGAGCCGGAACGGGCGUCACGUUGAGCAAUACACACUAUGCAGGGCUGGGAGUGCCGAUACCCUUCGACGAAAGCACGGGGAUUUGCGACGCCGUAUCAAUCCGUGGACUCGUCGCCAAUGAGAGCUACGUGUUCGCCGUCGCCGCAUUUGAUGAGCAAGGGAACCUAAUCGGAGAGGGCAUCGGCGAGGCCUGCUCCCCGGUGGAAACUCUUAACCCACUCCCGCUGCCGCUGUGCUGGGCGCACCUGUCACGGACGGCGCUUGGCCUCGGGUGUUCGUCUCUUGCCGCUCAGGCGGCAACGGAGGUGUAUCGAGAGCUCAUGACCCUAUCUGCGGGCAACCUUCUGACCAAAAGUUCAGCAAGGAAAGCAGGCCGCUACGGAGUGGUCGGGCGGAUGGACAACAGUGGCGCCACAGUCACAAAGGACGUGCCGACAAUUGGAGGGACCGUGACUACUGACCUUCGCGAUGGAUGGAUGGCCAGUCCCUUGGUUGGCCAAGCCUUUGAGCCUGAGGUCCUGGACAGAUGCCCGAGGGGGGUCCUUCAGGCUUUUGUGCAGUCCUGUUUUAUGUUAGUAAGCACUGCGGACGAAGACGCGAUGGUCAGAGCAAAGUCUGGGAGUGGCGGCCCACUCGAGGAACAGGUGGCGCGCUUGGUCGCUUUGAAGCGCCUAUCCCUAGCCUGCGAAGUGGCCGUGCUUCUCCAAGACUGGGACCUCGUGGCGCGCGGGGUGUGGAAGGCAUACCAUCUUCUCCUGCCGCUCUUGCGGGUGGCUGCCAUGGGCCGUCUCCUUUUCCAGAUCACUAUCAAGGGACAUGAAAUCGGCGAGAACCUCGUAGCACGUACGACCCUGCUGGAUCACGGGCCGGACGGGGAUCACACCGCUUCGGUCGGAGCCGUGGUGUUUAAGGAAUCCUCGCCCACAGCACCCGGAGCAGGGGCAGCAGAGGGGGCGGAUGAAGACGAGGGAGGCGCCCCCGAGGGAGAAACAAGAGACCUGUUGUUGAAAAAUGGCACCCCCGCCCAGGCAGCACUUCUAGAGGUAUGGAUGGGACUUCAGGGGUAUGGGAUGGCAGCAGGGGGCGAAGCGGGAGGAGCCACUGCAGAUUUUUGCAAGCUGCGGAAAGCGCUCGACCUUGAGGAUCCGGAUUCAGCCACCAGUGCUUCCCCUUCGGCGGGAGGGGCUGGGAACGCGGGGGAGGAGGAUGCAGUGGUUGCCCCGGUUUCUUCGCUGGAGGCUGUCGAACAGGUGAUGUCAUGCGCUCACAAGAACCCUGCAAAGGCGUGGGAACUCCUGCAGGGGGAAAGGUUUACUUCUCACCCCGAUCGAGCGCGAUUACUGUGCAGGGUGUGCUGGAUUGCUCUCGACAGAGGAAUGGCCCAGCAGGUGGUGUCCUGGCUGGACCCUGGUGUGGUGGGCGUUACGGGCGCUGGCACCACGCCCGAAGACCGUGCCGCCGGGGGCACAGAAGCAGGGGAACGCGGAUGUGCUCACUUGGUGGCAGAGUCUGAUCUGAAGCCCUUGGCCGCGAAGGUCCUGGCCCUGGAGGGUGGUCUCGAGGACUCGCCGUACAUCGUGCCAGCCCCUGGAAACAAAGACACGGGAAUAGGGUCGGUAGAAGCCGCACAAGGUAUUGACGGGGGGGCUGACAAUUCCAAAGGCAACGCGGGUGGCGAAGCUGCUGCAGUGGCUGACGAGGGAGACGCUGCAGAGGCUAAGAGAAGAGGGACGAACGUCGACCCAGGCGAUUGCAGCGACCGGAGCAGUAACACGCGAGGCGAGGGAGAUGAAUGUAUGGACGCCCUGACGUUCGCUGCCUCGGCAGCGGAGUCCGAACAGCUCCUGAGGCUGGCGGAGGUGGAACACAUUCUCGGAGCCGCUUGCUUACAGCUGGGCCUCGCCGCCGCCGCUACUGUGCGUGCUAGCAAGCUGGCGACCGGUCGACCUACUCCCAACGGUCAGGUUCCUUCGCUCCAGCCACAGCCCGCUGCCAAUGCUGGAGCGAUAGCAGCGAACCCUGUAUCGUCGAUACCUGCAGGUGUAGCAGGGGUAUUAACAGCGCCGCCACCAUUUGAGGCUUCCAGGCCAACCGUCAAGGAAGUGUCUGCGGCCGCGGGGGGCGGGCGACUCCCGUGGGGUUAUGGGACCGGGCCGUUCGCCGAAGUCUUCGCGUCGAAAAAGGGACUUGUUGUUGACGGGGGAGGUGGCGGCAGGGAAACAAGUGGUGACGGGGGUGGCGAUAGAGGUGUUGAUAAUGGUAGAGACGAAGAGGACAUCAUCUCGCAGCUCGAGGACGACGGGACGCCGUGGCCGAGCAAAAGUCAAGCGGUUUCGGCCGUCAAAGGGGCAGUCAUCAACGAAAACAACAACGAAGGAAAGAGCGCCGGCGGCAAUGGUGAUCAUGAAGACGGAAAAAUCGUUGAUGGGGACGCGUUCGCCGUUUUUUUCUCGAUGGCGAUGCUACACCUGACCAAGGCGGCAAGUCGAGCGCGGCGCGCGCAAUCGUGGUCCAAGACCGAGAGGUCGUGUGGGCUGUUGUGGAACGCCAUCCUCGCGCUCUGGCUAUCGCCGCAUGACUUUCGAUCGACGGAAAGCGCAGAGAUUUGCGUUGGGUGGGGCCUCCCACUGGGUGAACACCAUGGCCGUAUCUACGCGAAGGCAUGCGAGGCCUUGCUUGAUGCGGUGGAUGCAGCCCAUGGUAUUGACCGUGGUGGUGGCCGAAGGGAAGCAGGGUCAAAUGGAGGGUCGAGCCAGGAGAGCACCGUCGAGGACAGCUCUGAACACGAAGGAGGGGUCGGUUUGAAGGUCGGGAGCAGGCUUUUGGCGUCCACCGGGGGUCUAUACGGCGGGAACAGGGUGUACCCACUCGUCUUGCACGCGCAGAAACAGCUUUGUUCUCUGGCGGAUAGACUUCUUUCCAUGAGGCAGGCGCGCCUUGAAGCGAUCGACGAGAAAUUUCAGGAAGCACAGGCCAAGCGCCGACGCCGAAAGGUGCUGAAAGCACUGGAAACAAAGAGUAAGGAGGAAAUAGAGCACGAGCGAGCUAGAGAGCCGCUGGUCGAGGAUGUUGGGGACGCGAGGGUACGAAAGCAGAUUCACGACCACCGCCUUGGCACGCUACUUCAGUCGCGGGACAACUACGUUAAAACCAAAGAGAUCGGUCGCCGUACUCUAGAUGACGCGAGAGAAACCCUCGCGAAACACCUCGCUCUACUGUCUCCGACACCGUCGCCAUUGGCAACAUCAGAAUCUCCCACGGUCGGCGACGGACAUGUUCUUGGUGAAGAACUAGCUAACGGGAACAUCCCUCCAACGGAUAAUGGCCUCUGUGGUGGCGACGGUGUCGGGGGUACACCGGACUUUGGCUUGGUCGAAAAGUCUGAGAGCGCUGUCUUGAAGGUUUAUCGACGAGCUGUGGGCGUGCUGAGGGACAAGCGGGAGAGGGAACUCCUGACAGAGGCCCUGUGCGACAUGGGAGACCUGCACGCGCUGGGAGGACACUACGACUCAGCCUCUAAAAGUUGGAUGGAUGCUAUCGACAGUCUGUGCUCAGCUCUGGACUCCACCAAGCACUGGCGAUCAAUAUUCACAACAUUGCGUGCUGCUCACCCCUCGUCGGGAGGGCCGCCUGGGGGCGGGGGAUCUCUGGCCCUGGCGCUCGGUCGGUGGAGCUGUAUCGCGGGUGGCACCCUCCUCGGAAAGCUCAGCAGGUUCACAGGGCAGAACGAUAUGCGCGGGCAGUUGAACCUGUGCCUCAUGGCAGCGGAGAUGUUUCGAGCACCUAUGGAGAUUUCACUCCCAUACCCUCAGAGGGAAUGCGACUACGCCUCCUUUACGCCGGAAAGCCUUGGAGGACCUGGCCUGGAGAGUCUUGGACUGUGGCUAGACGACAGGAGAUUGUCGGUGUCGUCCCUGUCUCUGUCUCUGAUGCACGUCCAAGGUGUUCUGAUGGCGGCCGGAUGCUAUGAGGAAGCGUUCCCGGUUCAGGCGGUCCUGGAGCAUCCUUCUCCAACUUCGUUCUUUCUGGCAUUCAAGGUUGCAUCAAAGGUCACGUUAGAUCCUCUCCAGCUCGUCCGGGUGCAGCUGGCGCGGGUGGAGUGCCUCGCUGAGGCCGGGUUUCCGGCGGAGGCUGCAUCGGCGCUAGCGGCCGUGCUUUCUGGGGGGAGCACGCCUAAAACCACAGCCGGCUACGCCGGUCGCAGGGACAAUGCGAACUCUUCAAAGGACCCCCCUGCCGCCCCCGCGGAAGCAGAAACACCCGUGGCAGGAAAAGGGAAAGCGAAAAAAGGAGGGGGUGCCAAAGGAAAGGGCGGUGGAAAAUCAGCUGCAAAUUCUACCGUGGAGAAGGAUAGCGGGGUGUCCGAUGGCGCUGAUGGUGGCCGGGCUCGUGAUCCCAGAGAUAUGGCCAAGUCUGGCCUCCCAUUCUAUGGGUUCGCUCCGUUCCAGAAUAGUCUGCCCCUCGGCCAUCCCGACAACGCACUCGCGGUCUCAUGGCUCAUGGGCGAGCUUCCUGGAAUCGGUGCCGAUGAUACUGCGGAUGCCACGGGGGACAACGGUGUUUCUGGGGCAUCGAGGGAACCUUCCAGCGCCAUGUUGCCAUCCGAAGAUGGAGAAGGAAGAUCAGAUGCAAGAGAAGGGGAAGGCGAUGCUGACGUAUUGAAGCGCGUACGGGAUGCUGCAGACAGCAUUCUCGGUGAAGUUCUCCAGGUAACCUUCAAGCGCAUCUCUCCCGAGGCCAUCCCGACGCCAACUACCCCCCUCGACACCGGCCGCUCGGGGAAAUCUGCCGCAACGCAAGAGUCAUCUCUGUCGGUGCACCCAGACGGGGUGGAUAGCGAGAAAAGGGCCGCGAUAGAGGCGGCACACAUGGCGGCAACAGCGCCGGACCAGCCGGAUGGGUGGGCCCCCCCAUUGGCUGCGGAUGCCCUGCUAAUGAGGGGGAGACUUGCUCUGCUUGACGGAAAGUUCAGGGUGUGCCGGCACCAUGCGUCGCGUGGCUUGGCUGUUCUCCUUCGCCAUGGCCUUGGUGGGAAGGGUGGGAAGCAUUUCCCUCCACAUCCUGGAAAUGGUGCAACGGUAUUGAUGGGCAAGCUCACCACUGGCGCGAGUAGCUUGAGCAGUGGAAGAAAAUACGGCGAUAACGACAACACUGACGGCAGUGUUCAGCACGGGAUGACCAUGAAGAGCGGGGGCCAUUCAAGGGUGAUGUUCGACGACGAGCAGAGACAGCCGUGGAGAGUUAUCCAGACAUGGCUCGAGCUGCGCCAUGAUCUUGCCGCUGUGGCUCUAUUGCAGGGACGCACCAUGGAUGCCAUGUUUCAGAUCCAAAGGGGGCUGGACGAAGCACAUGCGGUGGGCGAGGGCGUGAUAUCAAACCGCUUACGCCGACUUGGCGCACAGGCUGCGGUGGCAGAAGGCAACUUGGAACAAGCGGUGUCGGAUUGCCAGGCCCUCGCCGCCGACUACAUCAACGAUCCCUCGACGUCCGCGGUCGACCUAGCCGCUGUGUUACGACUCAUGGCGAAGAUUCGACAGCAGCAGAGCCUCGUGAGCGGGGAGGGCGACCGGAGGCAGACCCUGCUGCUGGUCUCUGAGGCGCUUGACGCUCUCCGCAUUGCAGACCAAGCGCUGCUCUCCGCCGCCAACGGCCUGGGGUGGAUAGGGUCGGGCAUACUGACGUAUUCAAAAAGGGAGGACAACACCAUGGACGCAGGUAUUACGCGUUGCAACCCAAGUUGA